Molecule: messenger RNA, 830 nt
Organism: Prunus persica (peach)
Lineage: Eukaryota; Viridiplantae; Streptophyta; Magnoliopsida; Rosales; Rosaceae
Product: cysteine-rich repeat secretory protein 38
Exons: 1
Coding region: 9-740 (243 amino acids)
Source: RefSeq, a predicted model, not a curated record
AAUCCAUCAUGAUAUUCUUCAAAUCAAUCCCUCUUUGUUUCUUGGUCUUCUGUUUUGUCCACCUUUCAGCCAUUGGUGCUUCCCCACUUAAGCAUUUUUGUUUCAGCCCAGAAAACUACACUGCUGAGAGUUCAUACGGUGCCAACUUGAAUUUGUUGUUCAAUCUUUUAUACACAAAAGUUCCUCCUUCUGGCUUUGGCCUUGGUUCAACUGGCCAUGCCCAAAACCAAGUGAAUGGCCUGGCCCUUUGCCGCGGCGAUGUCUCGAGACAAAACUGCAAUACUUGUGUGAUUGGUGCAAGCAAAGAGCUUCUUGAGCGUUGCCCUUAUAGUAAAGGAGCCAUAAUUUGGUAUGAUCAUUGCCUCUUAAAGUACUCAGACGUGAAUUUCUUUGGGCAAAUUGAUAACAAAAACAAGUUCUCUAUGACAAACGUCCAAGCGGUAGAGAAUAAUCCCACACUAUUCAAUGAGAAAGUACAUGAAUUGUUAAGUGGGUUAUCCAAUGAAGCCUCCGAUGCUAAUCCAAAGUUUUAUGCUACCGGCGAGGUACAACUCGAUACAUUCACAACGUUAUAUGGUAUUGCUCAAUGCACAAGGGACCUCUCUAACGUUAAUUGUAAGAAAUGUCUUGAUGUUGCAAUAAGUGAACUGCCAAACUGUUGUGAUGCAAAACGAGGUGGGCGUGUUGUAGGUGGGAGUUGCAAUGUUGGAUUUGAACUUUACCCCAUUGUUGGUACUUAGCUAGAUCAUAAUUGCUAUAAAUAAAUAAAUAAAUUUGUAAUUGGAUCAGUGUAUUAUUAUAUAUGCUACAAACAAAUAAAUGAAGGCUGG